CAUUGACAUACAGGAAGUGCAUUUCUAGCCAUAUUUUGACAGCUGAGACAAUUGCUUUGUUUCGAUUGUGGUACUUGAUGACCAUAUGUAACAUGGGUGACGCUGGAAUCCGUAAUGAAUUUUAGUAUAAUUGUAACUGGAAACAGAAGGUGUGUAGCUUUGAUUGGCAUGUGGUUGUCCAUAGAUGGGGGCGUGUCAGACAUGUUGUAAGGCCAAGGACGUGGCUAGAUCUUCACAGUAUGUGGGCGCAAACAACUCAGGCCCGCCUCUGAAAGCCACUGCUGAGCACUCUUUGUCCUAUAAUAGAUCAUCUAGUCACUCACAUUCUUCUGAGCAGGGGUCCCUCACUGCCAGAAACAUUGUAAUAACUGAUAAGAAGAUGUUUAACCCAUACAACAAACUACCCCCUAUAAAGAAGCCUAGUAACGGUGAGAACAAAAGAACAUCUUUCAUUUCUAGGGAAUUUUCAGAGAGCAAAGCAAAUGCCCUGUUUGACUGUUAUAAGGAUCCAGACAGUGACUGCAUCUUAGCUGAGGGGGUUGAGAAGUUCUGUGAAGAUUUGGAGGUCCGUCCUGAUGAAUUUAUCGUGCUGUUAAUAGCCUGGAAGCUAAAUGCAGAGACAAUGUGCAUGUUCACCAGGGAACAGUUUGUGAGCGGAUUGCAGAGUAUGCGUGUGGACUCGAUCAAAGGAAUUCAGUCAAAAUUUCCAGACUUGAUCGCAGAAAUCCAAAAUAAGGAGACAUUUAAGGAGAUGUACAAAUGGACUUACAAAUUCGGCCUUGACCUAGAGUCAGGCCAAAGGACGUUACCGGUUGAGAUGGCAAUGAGCCUAUGGAAACUGGUCUUUUCGCAGCAAGAACCAAAGAUCUUACCACGCUGGCUGAACUUCUUGCAGAAGCACCAGAGUAUACGUGGAAUCUCAAAAGACACGUGGGACAUGUUCUUGAACUUUGUUGAACAGGUGAGUGAAGAUCUUAGCUGCUAUGACGACACGGAGGCGUGGCCAAGUUUGCUGGAUGACUUUGUAGAGUAUGAGAACGACUGUCAGAAUCAGAACAUUGAAACUGACCUUCAUUUUUCCCAGUGAUCUUGUAGUAGUUUUCAUUCUUCAAUUUAAUUAUAAAUCUUCAUGGUUACAUUGUUUUUGUGAGUACAUGUACUUCAUCUUGUUUGUCCAUGAACCACCGUACAAGAAUUUUUUCAGUAAAGUUGUUGUUAUUGCUGUUGUUGUAAUCUUUUGAGGGAUGUGUUUUUAUUGUACAUUUUAAAAUCUUAUCUACAUUUUAAUAUGUUGUUGAUUUCUCUCCUGAUCUGUAAUUGCAUGCACUUUUAGAUGGAUAUUAUUUCAGUAAUAAGAUAUUCGCAAAUUUCUUUUUUUUUGUAUCAUGUACAUGUGAUACUUACUAAGAUUUGAAUUUUUUGUUAGCAUAUGCUAAUAGAACUGCUUUUUAUUUCCAAAUAACAAUUAUCUAUGAAGAUUUGGUAUACAUAAAAAUUAAUAAAAAAAAACACAUUUUUUUUAAAUAUCUUGAGAAUGGACAGCCUAAAUGUUUGCAAGCAUCUGUGGUCUGCCAUAUAAAGUUAUGUGAUUUAAAAUGUUAUUGUUAAAUUACCAUUAACCUAAAAGGUUUACUAUGUAUUGUUCAUGUUCAAAUUGUACAUGCUUCAAAAUCUAUAUUCAGUUAUUUUGGUUUUUAUGUAGGAAUUGAUAAAAUCAAUCAUGUAAUCAUAAGUUGUACAAGUAUUGGAAGGAUUAUUUGUAAUUUUUAGUGAAAUGUAGGGUUUACUUACAUGUAGUUCUGAAUCUGUGCAACAUACAUGUUUUCUGGUUAACAUGUGAAUUGACAGCCUCGUUUUUAUUGAUGGUUGUUAAUGAAAAAAGGUUUGGCCUGAAGGUCUUAUUUUAAAAACAAAAGCGUUUAUAUUCAUGUGAUGCAAAACCACUUUUUUCUGCUCUUUAUUAACUUUUUUGUUUUCCACAGUAUAUGUGUUUCAUUAACUUUACAAUACAAUUAUAGUUCAUUUACAAUGCCAUUCUAUUUAAACUAGGUUGUUCUAGCAUUGUCGAUAUGGUGUCCACCUAGCGACCAGGAAGUAACAGGUUCGAUCCUCAUUGUGGGAGCGUUCUGUAGAUCUUUCAAGACUUGGAACGUGUUAAAAUAAGCCUUAGGCUUCAGAUGCAAUCGAGCGUAAAUAAAUAGGUUUAAACUUAAAUAUUUAAACUAUAUGUACAUGUAUAUUUUAUUUGUAAAAGUGUUUUUGCUUCAUUAUUUUUUAUCCUGUUGUACUUGUUAAAAUGCUAAUGAUUUGGAAAACUAUGAAAUUAGAUUAAUAGAAUUUUGGGCAUUAUAAUAAAUCAACACUUAGAAAGAAACUUUUGGAAUUGUUAGGACAAUAUUAAAGAUGACUACAUGUGUGGUCCAGUUUAUGUAUUUCGCAACAUUUGUCUUAACUAAAUAUUUAAAAGUUAGCAUCGUCCAAUUUUGUGCCAUGCUUUCAUUAGACAUUGAAUGAAUUCUACAAUUCUGAUUGCAGCAUUAUACUAUCAUAAUAUCAUCAUUAUACUAAAAACUCAAGGAAAACUGUACUGGGUGCAGCUAAGAGUCAGACCUUUAUGGUGACAUUCUUGAAUAAAUUUGCUAUAACUCGCUAUCAAUCAUUGUGGCUCAAACGGACAAAUUUGUAUCUAAUCUUGUUGAAAGUUGGUCAGGAUUUUUAUCAUAAAAUUAUCUAGGCCAAGUAUUAAUCUGGGUCAACUGUGUCAAAAAACUAGCUCACAAGGUCAAAUUGUAGAAAAACUUAAUAACCAUUGUAUAGGCCAGAUUUUUUUACUUAAUCUUGAUGAAAUUUGGUCAGAAUGUUUAUCUUGAAAUGAUCUAGAGUUUGAACUUGGGUCUCGUGUGCCCCUUAACUAGAUCACCAGGUCAGAUCUUAGAAAAACCUUCUUACCACUCUAGAAGCCAAAAAUUGGUCUCAUGGUUGAAUGUUAGAAAACCAAUAUAAUUACUCUAGAAGCUACAUUUAUGACUUUAAAAACAUGUUCAGACUGUUUAUCUUGACAAUAUAAAGGCACUGUUUGAAUCUGGGUCAAGUAGGGUAGACAACUAGGUAACCAGAUCAAAUCUUCCACAAUUUGUGUACCUUUGCAGUCAUGUUAGUCCUCCAAGGCACAGCCCUCCUGUUUGUGUGAAGGGGAAACAGGUGGUGUGGUGGGGAGCAAAAUGAAGCACUCCAUUGGUUGCAGCACCCUGCUAUCUCACUCUAGAUUAUUCCCUACAUUGUAUUUGUUACAUAUGUUUUGAUCCAGAGUAUGUAAUGUAUUACCGGUAGUCUGCAAUAAUGGAUUACCAGUAUGUUUGCUUUGAGCAAGAAGGCAUUGGUAUCCAGUGUUGUAUUAGAUUACGUGAGUGGCAUCUUGUUGAUAUUGAAGGUAUUUCCAAUCGUAUGUGUUUAAUUAUGAAUUGACAGGUGAGAGUGAUCCAUGAGAGAGAUAGUUGUGUGUGGGCUGGAAUAUUGAAUCUCAACUAUUGUCUUCAUUUAUAAUGAAUGAAUGAAUGAUCCAUUGGCUGCAUUCAGAAGUACAUGUUAGCAUACAUUUAUGGUUCUUAUAUUUUGUAGAUUUUGAGUUUUGCCAACAGUUUAUUAUUUUUUGCAUCAAAGAAUUGUAUUUAUUUCAAUUUUAAGUUAAUUACAAAGCCUUGCAUGAACGAUUCCACUAGACAUAAAUAAUUUAUGUAAUUAAAUAUCAUUUUGAAUAAAUGAUUCAUCCAUAUUGACAAAGUGUCACCAGAUUGAAAGUUUGCUGUACCUUGGCUUGGAAUUUAUUCUCGGACACUUCAAUUUCAUUUUUAAGUUUCUAUGUUUCAUAAUUAUUUGGCCUACUGCACUACAACUAUUGAAAUGCAAAAUAUGUGAAUAAUACUACAGUGCUGUGUUUAGUAGUUAUUUGUUUUUUUUAUAAUAGUGAAGGUUACAUGUAUUUUUAUAUUAAAAUAAGAAAGACUUAUAGAUUUAAAUGCUGUUGAACAAAGUCAUAGCUAUUGAUUUUGUUUGAAAUCAGUUUAAAUCUACUUCAUACAAUAUUUAGAUGUGUAAAACACAGAUAUUUCUAAUUGAAUUGACAAUCCCUAGUUUAAUGGACAAUCUGUCACGGAUUCGUCAAAGCUGAAUAUGAAGUUCUUGGCUUUAAAUGUAUUUUACCAUAAUGUGUAUCAUCCAUCACAUUUCUUCUUGUUUGUAAAUGCAAACUGUAAACUCGUACGUAUUUAUUUGCCUUGUACUAGAAAUACAUGUGUAUACACGCACACAAACGGUGAGCAAACAGAAGUUGCAGAUUUCAUGUAUUCUUUCUGUGCAAUAAUAAGCUUGAUGUGAUUAGUCGAAGGGAGGGGUCCCAUGGUAGGAAGUAUCGAUACAGAGAGUUUAGAUGUAUAUGUACGGUAAUGCCCUCAAGACUGUUGUGUGGCUGAACACAUUGUUACAUACAAUAAAAACAAGACUCCAUACAUGACUUUUUUAUAAUAAGUGUCUCAUCUUUGAGAUACACUGUUUGUAAGUAUAUGUUUUGCAAAGAUAUUAUUAGGUUUUUAUGUUCAUUUCUGCUUAAAUAAUAUUUAAAUUUCAUUUUACCGCCAACAUUUUUGUUAACAAUUACACUAACUGGUUGUUAUUUAUUUCCAAAAUCUGUAUUCAUAGCCUCAUGCACAAGUAUUUCAAUAAUUUAUUAUAGGAAGUGAUAGAGCGAAAUUAAUUAUACAAUCCAUAUUGUAUGAUUUUAACAGGCAUACUCGGAUUUGAUAAGCGCUAUAUGAGACCAGCAGCAUAAUAUGUUCAUAUAACAAACAUGAAUAAUAUCUAGUCCACCUUUACAUAUAUGUGUUUACUUUUUUUAGCUGGCCACAGCCUAAUGAUGCAGUUAAAGAUAAAUGAUGUAUUUGUUCUAUUUGUGAAGUAUCAGUAGGAUGUCCUAAUUGUUCUCUGUGUUAUAUGAUAUUGUAUUUUUAAAAUGAGUCACGCUCUAAGACAACAUGGCUUAAUGCAUGUGCUUAAAGUGUCCUCCCUUAUUAGCCUGUGCAGUCCGCAGAGGCUAAUCUCAAUCAGUGCGGACUUAUUAAACUUUUAUGGAUUUUUUGUGUGAAAAGAAAGUCUUCUUUAUCAAAAUCUUGUCAAGGCUGUAAUGUCCUAGAUUGGCUUGUGUGAACUGAAGACAAAUCUUGGAUGAUACUUUACCCUUUCCCACUCAGAAGCAAAGUGAAAAUGGCUUUUGAAAUCAUCAUAAAACCAGAACACACUGGGAGUAACUUUCAGUCUGUUCAGGUUUUAUGCUGUUUGCUGCUCAUCAGUAUCUAAGGGCUGGAAAUGAAGCCUUUAAAACUUGAAUAUAGUAAGAAGUUUUUAUUAAAUUUAACUUUCUAAGUGACUACAAAUGCAUCAAAAUACGUUUCUAAGUAGUAACGGGUAAUGCACAUGCAUUUAGUCUGGUUUUCCCUGAGGGCUGCUCAAAUUGUUUUGUAUCUUGGUGUUAUUAAAAUUUCUUCUCAUGUUUUAUUGAUGUGUAGAAAGUAAUUAUUAAGAUUACUUAACUUGCUUUCAGGUAUCUCUGAUUCUGCAAUAUACAUGACUAUGUCUAAAACAAUUUAUUAUACUUAGUUUUUUCCUUGUCCAUUAAGCUCAUACAAUCUGCUCUUGAUAAAAUAAAAUUUAUCAGUUGGUCAUUUUAUAUAAUUUCUUUAUCAUUCUGGUCAUAACAUAAAUACAAUGUAUAAUACAAUGAAAGCUAUUAGGUUCAGAAUAGUUUUAUAUUAUACAUGUAGAUGAGGGAGUUUCACAUAACACGUGUUUAAUAAUCCAGGAUUGUUUUUCUCAAGUUAAGAGACGUCAUGACAUGUUUGGGAUAAGGUUCAACUUUUGUGGAUAUUAUUGUGUCAUGUCUCCUUAAAGCUUUUAUAUUAUGUACCUGUCAUUAUGUAUGUGUUGCUUCUAAAUACAUUGGUUACCAUAAAUAAAAUGUCAAUAUUAA
Molecule: messenger RNA, 6019 nt
Organism: Dreissena polymorpha
Lineage: Eukaryota; Metazoa; Mollusca; Bivalvia; Myida; Dreissenidae
Product: DCN1-like protein 3
Exons: 2
Coding region: 185-1087 (300 amino acids)
Biological process (GO): positive regulation of ubiquitin-protein transferase activity; protein neddylation
Cellular component (GO): ubiquitin ligase complex
Molecular function (GO): ubiquitin-like protein binding; cullin family protein binding; ubiquitin conjugating enzyme binding
Source: RefSeq, a predicted model, not a curated record